Molecule: messenger RNA, 2629 nt
Organism: Lethenteron reissneri (Far Eastern brook lamprey)
Lineage: Eukaryota; Metazoa; Chordata; Hyperoartia; Petromyzontiformes; Petromyzontidae
Product: oocyte zinc finger protein XlCOF6-like
Biological process (GO): regulation of DNA-templated transcription
Molecular function (GO): DNA-binding transcription factor activity, RNA polymerase II-specific; RNA polymerase II cis-regulatory region sequence-specific DNA binding
Source: RefSeq, a predicted model, not a curated record
CAGGAAGCUGCCAGUCCACACGCGCGCUCACUGAGAUCUGAGAAUUGGUCUGAUGGAGCAAAGGGACUCGGCGCAGCUCGGUACAAGAAGGAAACAAUGCGACCAGUAUGCAGACAGCACGGAUCGUACUGGAAGUUUGACACAACACCAGAGAACUCACACAGGAGAGAACCCCUUCAAGUGCAGUGUGUGUGAGAAGGCAUUUGCAACGUUAUCAAAUGUUAAGCGCCACCAGAGAACACACACAGGAGAUAAACCCUUCAAGUGCACUGUAUGUGAGAAGGCAUUUGCAACGUUAUCAAAUCUUCAGAGCCACCAGAGAACGCACACGGGAGCUAAACCCUUCAAGUGCACUCUGUGUGAGAAGAAAUUUGCACGGUCAUCACAUCUUCACGACCACGAAAGAACACACACAGGACAGAAACCCUUCAGGUGCACUAUGUGUGAGAAGGCAUUUGCACAGUCAUCACAUCUUCAGAGCCACCAGAGAACACACACAGGAGAGAAACCCUUCAAGUGCACUGUGUGUGGGAAGGCAUUUGCACAGUCAUCACAUCUUCAGAGCCACCAGAGAACACACACAGAGAAACCCUUCAAUUGCACUCUGUGCAGGAAGGCGUUUGCACUGUCAUCACAUCUUCAAAGACACCAGAGAACACACAGGCGGGAGAAACCCUUCAUGUGCAGUGUGUGUGGGAAGGCAUUUUCAGGUUCACCUGCUCUUGAAAAGCACCAGAGAACACACACAGGAGAGAAACCUUUUAAGUGCACUCUGUGUGGGAAGGCGUUUGCAAAGUCAUCAAAUCUUAAGACCCACCAGAGAACACACACAGGAAAGAAACCUUUCAAGUGCACUGUGUGUGAGAAGGCGUUUGCACAGUCAUCACAUCUUCAAAGACACCAGAGAACACACACAGGAGAGAAACCCUUCAAGUGCACUGUGUGUGAGAAGGCAUUUUCAUGGUCGUCAUAUCUUCAGACCCACCAAAGAACACACACAGGAGAGAAACCUUUUAAGUUCAGUGUGUGUGGGAAGGCGUUUGCAAAGUCAUCAACUCUUCAGACCCACCAGAGAACACACACAGGAGAUAACCCCUUCAAGUGCAGUGUGUGUGGAAAGGCAUUUUUUGAUUCAUCUACUCUUAAACAACACCAGAGAACACACACAGGAGAGAAACCUUUUAAGUGCAGUGUGUGUGGGAAGGCGUUUGCAAAGUCAUCAAUUCUUAAAUCACACCAGAGAACACACACAGGAGAGAAACCUUUCAAGUGCACUGUGUGUGAGAAGGCGUUUGCACAGGCGUCCAUUCUUAAAUCACACCAGAGAACACACACAGGAGAUAAACCUUUUAAGUGCACUCUGUGUGGGAAGGCAUUUGCAAAGUCAUCAAAUCUUAAGACCCACCAGAGAACACACACAGGAGAGAAACCUUUUAAGUGCAGUGUGUGUAAAAAGGUGUUUGCACAGUCAUCCAUUCUUAAAUCACACCAGAGAACACACACAGGAGAGAAACCUUUUAAGUGCACUCUGUGUGGGAAGGCGUUUGCAAUGUCAUCAAAUCUUAAGAUCCACCAGAAAACACACACAGGAGAGAAACCUUUUAAGUGCACUCUGUGUGGGAAGGCGUUUGCAAAGUCAUCAAAUCUUCAAACCCACCAGAGAACACACACAGGAGAUAAGCCCUUCAAGUGCAAUGUGUGUGGGAAAGCAUUUUUUGAUUCAUCUACUUUUAAACAACACCAGAGAACACACACAGGAAAGAAACCUUUCAAGUGCACUGUGUGUGAGAAGGCGUUUGCACGGUCACCAGAUCUUCAAAGACACCAGAGAACACACACAGGAAAGAAACCUUUCAAGUGCACUGUGUGUGAGAAGGCGUUUGCACAGUCAUCACAUCUUCAAAGACACCAGAGAACACACACAGGAGAGAAACCCUUCAAGUGCACUGUGUGUGAGAAGGCAUUUUCAUGGUCGUCAUAUCUUCAGACCCACCAAAGAACACACACAGGAGAGAAACCUUUUAAGUGCAGUGUGUGUGGGAAGGCGUUUGCAAAGUCAUCAAUUCUUAAAUCACACCAGAGAACACACACAGGAGAGAAACCUUUCAAGUGCACUGUGUGUGAGAAGGCGUUUGCAUGGUCGUUUAUUCUUAAAUCACACCAGAGAACACACACAGGAGAGAAACCCUUCAAGUGCACUGUGUGUGAGAAGGCAUUUUCAUUGUCAUCAUAUCUUCAGACCCACCAGAGAACACACACAGGAGAUAAACCCUUCAAGUGCAGUGUGUGUGGGAAGACAUUUUUAGAUUCAUCUGCUCUUAAACAACACCAGAGAACACACACAGGAGAGAAACAUUUUAAGUGCAUUCUGUGUGGGAAGGCGUAUGCAAAUUCAUCAAAUCUUCAGUCCCACCAGAGAAUACACACAGGAGAUAAACCCUUCAAGUGCAGUGUGUGUGAGAAGGCAUUUUCAGAUUCAUCUACUCUUAGAAGACAUCAGACAACACACACAGGAGAGAAACUCUUCAAUUGCAGUGUUUGUGGGAAAGCGUUUGCACAUUCAUCAAAUCUUAAAAAAACACCAGAGAUCACACACGCAUCAGAAAAUCCACAAGAAGUGUAAUCUGAA